UUCCCCACAUUCAAAGAUAUAUGUGUAUAAUCACACUUAAUAAAAUGUUUCUAUUCACCACAGCAAGCUCAGAAAGCUGAUGUGGCCUGGCUGAAAUUUCCAGAACAACUCCGACACAUUGAAACUGCUGCUAGAAUAAAUAAAUGUGACAUUGAAAGUGAAUUUGAAGACAGAUGAAGAAAAUAAAAGAUGCCAAGGAUGACACCGCAAAGCAUGAAGAUUUGAAAGCACAGAUGAAGGAUUUUCUGAAGGAGGCAGAGGUCUGCCUGGCAGAAAUAGAGACUGAUCUUCAGGAACUGCAGUCAGUGAGUGACUCUGUAGCAGAGUACUUCUGUGAGGACCCCAGCAAAUUUAAACUGGAGGAGUGUUGCUCAAUUUUUAACUCCUUUUGCGAAAAAUUUAUGCGAGCCAUGCAGGAAAACAAGGCUGGAGAAAUGGGGGAGGUGAAGCGAAGAGACACCAAGAACGACUGCAGAAUGCUGCCAAGCGCAGGUCCACGGCCACCUGCUCCAGCAGAGACAAAGAAUGGAAGGGGUUGCACUCGAGUCCAUUCUGCAGAGGUUCCUCACCAAUCGUGUCUCCAGAAGAAGAUUGGGACAGACAUCCUCCACUCAUGGGAGUCCCACAAGUGGCAGUCCCCACUAGUGGCAGCCUAAAAGAAAUUACCUCACAGGCAAACAUCCCCGCUGGAAGUCAAACAAAGAAGCAUCACCGAAGGCAACGGAUUUGUGCCGAAAAGAGUGGAAUUCAGCAGUGGAACUGACAUCUUUGCGUUGAAGAAAUCCAGUCUAAUAGCGAGGGCAAUAAGGCAACAGAUCGGACUCUAACUGGAGAGGAUGUUAAAAAGGAAGACAGUGAUGGAGUUUCACAACCAGGCGGUUAGGACCACCAGCACUUCAUCUUCUGGCAGACCUUUCUCUGUGACAAUUGGAGAUGGGUGUGAUGAGCUGGAGGACAACAGUGAAGAGGAGGCCCAAAGGUUGCGGGAAGCAUCGGAAAAAAAGUUUUGCCGCUUUCAGAACAGCCGAGCAGUGUCUCUUCAGGUGGAUUCCUGUGGGGAAAUCAGAACUCUGCUACAAGUCGCACGUUGUCCCGUCAGCACACCUUCAAUGACGAGAUAGAAACUAAUCCCAAAGAUCCAACUGAUGAGGAGGUGGUUAAAUUUUUUCACAUGCCUGAGAUCGCCACAAAACAAAUCCUCAGCCGACGCCACACUGUCAGUCUCCCUAAUACAGCUCCUGCGAGUGAGAAGGAUGAGGAUAAUGUGUGGGCGCUGACUUCGAGGAGAACUCCGAAACAUACAGCCGUGUGAAGCAUCAGAGACUGCAGGACUUUAUUCUGCUAAACAACAAGUGUUUGAUUGUGCGAAUGGUCUGAUCAUAAACACUCUGAUUCCCCAUCAGCAGAAAAGAAAGCAAGCCAAAUGUUUUCUUUAGCCAGUGUUCCUGGUGAACAAGAUGGGGAGCAAAACCAAGACGGCACCCCAAAAAGAAACGAAACCCAAUGGACUGUCGCAGAAGCAGCCAAACUAUUCCCCCAAGAGUCCAUGGGGCCAGAAUGAAUCCCAUGGAUUUUUUGGCUUUUAAAACGGCUUGGGGAUAUGAGCAAACUGCCUAACAGUUAGAGAGAUUACAAUUUUUCUUUUUAUAACCUGGGUCAUAUUAACAUCCAGCUGCAGCAGAUACACGGUUCCUUUAAGGAAGUGGCAACCAACAUUUGUCAGCCUGAGUGGUUGCCAUCACAGGACUGGAGAGGUUCUGUGGUGAUGCAGUGAAGCACGACAUGCCCAUGCUCCCAGGUCUUGACCUGAGUCAUAUUAAAUAAUUUUUCAUCAUCCACAUCUAACUGAACUGACUUUUCACAAUUGCCUCAUUUGUGAGAAAUUUCUUUUUGAAAAAAAAAAGAUCUUAGAAAGGAAAUGAAUAAGAGUCAAUAUGCAUCAGUCUGAGAGUUAAAAAGCCAC
This is a messenger RNA of Thalassophryne amazonica, 1963 nucleotides long. RefSeq names its product FH2 domain-containing protein 1-like. The transcript is spliced from 4 exons. Lineage: Eukaryota; Metazoa; Chordata; Actinopteri; Batrachoidiformes; Batrachoididae. The record is from RefSeq and is a predicted model, not a curated record. Bases 174 to 656 code for a protein of 160 amino acids.